Puccinia graminis f. sp. tritici CRL 75-36-700-3 is the source of this 1666-nucleotide messenger RNA. Its product is annotated as GTP cyclohydrolase I. Gene Ontology annotation, molecular function: GTP cyclohydrolase I activity; zinc ion binding; GTP binding. Bases 260 to 1186 code for a protein of 308 amino acids. The transcript has 3 exons. Gene Ontology annotation, biological process: tetrahydrofolate biosynthetic process; tetrahydrobiopterin biosynthetic process. Gene Ontology annotation, cellular component: cytoplasm. The record is from RefSeq and is a predicted model, not a curated record. NCBI's taxonomy places the organism in Eukaryota, Fungi, Basidiomycota, Pucciniomycetes, Pucciniales, Pucciniaceae.
UGGCUGUACGUCUCGAUGUUUUGAGGGAUAAAUUCAAAUCCAAAACGUACAAAUAGUUGCAGGGCAGGGGCAGUUAAGGGACUACUUGAAACCUUAACAAAGGUGUGGAAGACGACGAUUAGCCUUGGAGCGGGUCGCUUGGGGAGGAUUAUCCAGCGGGUAGACUAGUUGAGGAAGAAAACUCUCCCAAGAACCACUCCGGACAGGAUUCUCGUCUUAACCAAGCAGUCCACACAGUCUACACGCGAACGCACACGAGAUGCCUAUCGAAGUCACUUUCGACGAACCUUCCUCCAGUUCUUCGUCUUCGUCUGCUUCAUCAGCUUCAAGAACUUCAGACGAACACGAAGACCCAUAUCACAUGGACCCUACAAUGACUAAAGGAAGAGGGGGAUCCGAGGAAGAAGAUAUAGAAGAAGCCAUCAGUCAAUUGAACCUGACACCCCAGCCCACUUCAUCAUCAUUACCACCACCAAGAGGGACAGGGAAGGAAGUAGAAGGCUCGAGUACACGGCAGGAAGGGACAAGCCAGAUGGAGGAAGGAGCGUCGGGGGAGGACCCAUCGACAGGACGGAGUGUGACGGUGCGAAAGGAAGGCACGUCGAAUGCGGAAGCGACUACGGAGGAAGAGCGUGUAGGACGACUGGCCACAGCCGUACGAGAGAUCCUGGUGUGUCUAGGUGAAGAUCCGACCCGCGAGGGUCUCUUGAAGACUCCUGAACGGUAUGCACGAGCGUUACUCUGGAUGACCAAGGGAUAUCGGGAGGAACUAGGAACGAUCAUCGGCUCGGCGAUCUUCCAGGAAGAACACGACGAGAUGGUGAUUGUGAAAGAGAUCGAGAUCUUCAGUCUUUGCGAGCACCAUCUUGUGCCAUUUAUCGGCAAGAUUGCGAUCGGAUACAUCCCCAACCAACAGGUCUUGGGGCUCUCCAAACUCGUCCGGAUCGCCGAGUUCUUCGCCCGCCGAUUGCAGCUCCAGGAACGCCUCACAAAGCAGAUCGCACUCACCCUCAAUCAGGUCAUCAAACCCAGAGGCGUCGCCGUCGUCAUCGAAUCCACCCACAUGUGUAUGACCAUUAGAGGCGUUCAGAAACCGGGCUCCGUCACCGUCACUUCUUCUAUGCUCGGGUGCUUUCGCUCGAAAGAUAAAACUCGCGCUGAGUUCUUGAAUCUCAUCAAAAGAUGACAAUCUCCUCUUUCCUCCCCUUUAUAUUCUUUUCGUUGUUCAUAUCCUCUUAUUAAUGAGCAUUUUGGAACGAUCGCACUUAAUUCAUAUAACGGCCACUCCAGCUUCCUUUUCCCCUUCCAGACACACACACACAUAUAUUGAUAUAUACAGACAACAUCACACGUACGCACAUAAUCCUAACAAUAUAGAGAACCAUCCAACAAAAAUAGCAUAGAAUAGAAUAGAUUGGCCCGGAAUUAGAAAAAGGGUCAAAAAUGGAAGAGCAGAAAACCACCAAGCAAACUAGAAAUUUUAUGAUUGAUCCUUCAAUCAAAGCUCACAAGCUUGAAUAAUUGGGUUUCUUUGUUUCAAUGAUGAUCACUUUGCUUUGGUUCAAACAUUUCAACACAUGUCGACUUAUUUUUUUUGCUAUGUUUCAUUUUUUUCAUUUUUCUUAUUUUUGAUGCAAGGUUUAAUAACACAAUGUGCAAAAGAAAA